This is a messenger RNA of Lottia gigantea (owl limpet), 368 nucleotides long. RefSeq lists its product as hypothetical. Gene Ontology annotation, biological process: protein processing. Gene Ontology annotation, cellular component: plasma membrane. Gene Ontology annotation, molecular function: metalloendopeptidase activity. Lineage: Eukaryota; Metazoa; Mollusca; Gastropoda; Lottiidae. The record is from RefSeq and is a predicted model, not a curated record. The transcript is spliced from 3 exons. The annotation marks the transcript as partial.
AUUUAAAGAAGGUGGUUGGUGUAACAGAAGAAGUAAAUUAGAGAAAUGUUUAAUGUUGUUUUUAAUAUUGAUACUCAUUGUUGCUAUUGGUUUAAUGGUAGCUUUAAUAAUACAAACAAAGGAAAAACCACCAAUGGCUGAAGUAUCACCCGGGAUGCAACAAAGUGGUCAAAAGAUGUGUACUACCACAGACUGUGUUCGAGUUGCUAGUAGAAUACAUGACGCUAUAGACUAUAAAGUUAAACCUUGUGAUAAUUUCUAUGAGUUUGCUUGUGGAACGUGGAAGAAGAAGAAUGUUAUACCUGAAGAUAAGUCCGCAUACAGCAGCUUUGAUUUAGUAGCUGACGAUGUUAAUGUUAUUCUGAAAA